AUGAUUGAAGUUUCCGAAGCUGAAGCUACCGGAGUUGAUGUUCCCGUGGGUGAAGUUCCGGUGAGUGAGGCUCCCUUAACUGAAACUUCUGCGGUUGAAGUCCCCAUGACCGCUGGAAUUGCCUCGGUUGAAGGCAACAAUGAUCUUCUUACUACUAUUUUACUCCUCCUUUCACCAAAGCCACUCUUCAGGUGCAAACUUGUUUGUAAAAGAUGGCAAUCUCUAAUCUCUGAUCCCAAAUUUGCUUCCUUUUGGAGGCUUAAAACUCCUUCUUUGGGUGGCCUUUUUGUCAAUCGAUUUUGGCGCAAAGAUAACACGAGUUUUAAGUACUUCUAUAUUUCUUUUACUGAUAAUGGAUUAAUUCACUCUCUCAAAGGUUUGCAAAAUCCUUAUGGCGAAGGUGUUGUUAUUUUGAAUUCCUGUGGUGGUUUACUUUUGUGUCGCACCAUGAAAAAGGAAAGAACCAUAAACCCUAUAUGCAAAUACUAUGUCUCUAAUCCGACUACAAACCAAUUUAUUGCUCUUCCUGAAAUAACAUACUAUAUUCUUACUCAACAUAGAUAUGGUGAUGCUGCUGAUUUUCUACACAUGACUUUGGCUUUCGAUUAUUCUGUAUCGUCUCAUUUUAAAGUAAUUCAUGUAUGUUCUGAUCGUCGUCCUCGCGCCGAAAAUUUUGAGAUAGGAAUAUAUUCUUCAGAGACUAAUUUGUGGAAGCAUUUAACAUGUCAAAUUUCAAACUCAGCUGUAAGUCGCGUGGACUUCAACAAUGGAGUUUUCGUAAAUAGAGCAAUUUUUUGGCCAGCAUAUAAAUCUGAGACUUCUAUCUAUUUUGAUCUUGAUACGGAAAGCCUUCAUCCGUAUCCAAUGCCAUCCAAAAGAAGGGAAGCUAUGUACUUUGGAAGCUUGAAAGACCGUCUAUAUUAUAUUCGCUCAAAAAAGGGUUCUCGCUUAGACGUUUUUGAACUCGAAAAAGACUAUUCCUCUUGGUGUUGCAAGUAUAAGAUAUAUGAAUUUCCUGAAAUGAAUUUCUCUCAAAUUAAUUUUCUCACUCUUAUUAGUGGAGAUGAAAAUCGGUACUUGGUCAUAUGCACACAGCCCGCGGGCAUGGUUUUGUCUAUCAACUUGGACGAUAGUUCUUAUACAAACUUGUGUAAGUUACUAUUGCGUCCUUCUGAUAUCAAGGAGCUAUCCGAAACUUGUGGAUCAGCAGUUCAUUAUUUGUCUGAAAAUCCAUUUUGGAUAGGAAGCAGACUGGACAUAUAA
Molecule: messenger RNA, 1263 nt
Organism: Nicotiana attenuata
Lineage: Eukaryota; Viridiplantae; Streptophyta; Magnoliopsida; Solanales; Solanaceae
Product: F-box protein At5g07610-like
Exons: 2
Coding region: 1-1263 (420 amino acids)
Molecular function (GO): protein binding
Source: RefSeq, a predicted model, not a curated record